AACUAAUACGUAGAUGUGCGCGUUCCGCUGUUUGUACACUUUAGGAGUGCGUCAACACGCGCGCUGUCCAUAACCGUGCCCUUGCCUGCGUCGUGCAGCUCAUUACGUUUGAUCCAUGCUGGGCUUCUACGCUUGCACUCGACACUUGGCGGACGGAAGUGCAGGGCAAGUGGUGGUGUGUUGCUGCUGAUACCGUGGGGCUCAGUUCGUCAGCCCUUCUCCAGCCUCGGUGAAGCAGUCUGGGAUUCCUUCAGUGCUCGGUCUGGGAUGCGCAUCUGGACCAGAGAGUGUCCCGGGGGCAAUACGCGUCGAGGCACUCCACUGUACCUCUCUGUCCCCGUCCUCUUGCCCCCACUGAGGAAAUAAAAACACCGGCUGGGGGAAAUUUGGUUUUUUGACGGAAUGGCUGGCGCAAAGUGCCUUCUGAAAACGCCGAGGUGAGAGUCUGCUUUUUAUUUCGAGAGGGGGAAAAAUGUCGAGGAGCAUAUGCGAAUAUACCCAAAGGAAAACAGCUCUGUCUUUUCAGUAUCUUCCAACCAUCUGCCAUGUUUGAAGGCUCAGAGUCCGUCGAGGGGGAUGGAGGGAGCACAGACAGUACAGUGGCCUCGUCCAUCAGCGCCUGUAAGAAGGUGCUGUGCAGUAACAGUGUGCUGGACUCGUCUGAGUACUGGCUGAGGAACGAGAAGUCUUUGUGCAGACUGGGCCUGCUGGAUGACGACACAGAGGGCAGCUUCACCAUGAUCUGUUUUGUAAAUCUGGACCCUCAGAAAACAGACUGUCGUGAUGACAGAAGUGUAAAGAAAUUGGCGUCUGUGUCUCCAGACCUACCAAAGCUCAUUGAAUUACUGACUGUCCACCAGCCAAAAGAAAAUGAGAUCCUACUGCUUGGUGGUCUGGAAGCCUCAGAUACUUGCCAAACACACCCACACUCCCCCUCUCAGGGCAGGCAGCAGCAGAGAAGCACAGGUGUGUGCCUGGUUCAGUGCUCAGGGCAGAGACAUUCCACUCAACCCAGGAGCAUCAUCUUUGAAAUCAACAAGUUUCUGAUUGGUCUGCAGUGGGGCAAGGAGCAACAGCAUCAGCAUGGCUGGGCAACAGGGCAGAGGGUCGACGACGACACCAAUCGCUCCAUCUCAUCCAUAGAAGAAGACUUCCUGACUGCCUCGGAGCACCUUGGUGAUGACAGCGAGGAUGACGGCUUUAGAAAUGAGCCAGAGAGUGGCGACCUGGCAGAGAGCUUGGUAGAGGUUGCACAGAAACACUGUGUCAGACUUGCAUGUCAGCGGGGACAGCUGGUCCACCGACAGAGCAGGGAGGAUGCUGAGGUGAAGAGGGAAGGGUACCAGCAAGCAAGCUUCCACACUCAGGAAUCAGCUGGUCACUAUGCCACCAAUCUGGCCGAAUCAGUACUGCAAGAUGCCUUUAUACGCCUCUCUCAAGAUGAAACCUCCUUUGUUUCUGAGGCUGCUGUGAGUGUGUCCCUCGCUAGCCAUGCUUCCAUCUCUACUGGCUCUUCAAAGAGCAGAGAGCCUUCCCAACAGCGAACCUGUUCUUUUGAACUUCCGAAGAUAGUUAUAGUUCAAAGCCCAGACAGUUCUGAUGGGGCUGCAGAAUGGCCAGAGAUCCAAGUGUCUCAUGUGCCUGACCAAGAUGCCACUGCCAAAUCCAGAGAGAUGCCAGAGAAUGGGGCACAGGCUUAUAUUUCCCACCACAAACAUGUAGAGGUGGCACUGGCCUGUGCUGCCAGUGUCAUUGGCACCAUUACAACCCCUCAGCUGACAGAACAGUUCACUAUUGAAUCUGCUUCAGAGGAGGACACAGAGGAAGACCUGCAGGACCCAGAGGAGAGAGGUGACUACUCCUUCUCUGCAGCCAUGUGUGGCAUGGCUCAGGUAGCUGGUGCUGUCGCAGCUGUGGAGCUAGCAGAGGAGUCAGGGGAGGGCGGCGAUUUGGACGCAGACUCAACAGAAGUCUACACAGCAUCCCGGGGUCUGAUGUCUGCUGCCGAGGCCUCUGCAGCCUUCACACUGCACUGCAGUGUGGCAGAGGGUACAAGUGUUGAAGCGUUUCGUGCCAACAUUGCUGAGGUCCUCCACAGGGAAGCAGCGGAGGUGCUGACUCAGCCACAAGGUUACAGAAGUGUAGCUCACUUGCUAGAGGCCACACAUAACAAAAUAGUAGAUGGCAUUACUUGUCCAAAAAAGUCCUACAUGGAUGAAAGAGAGGUGGAUGACUUAAUAAAUGAUGUUGCAGACAGCCUAUUUAAGCAUGCUUUAGAGAAGGCAAAAAGGAAAAAAGAACAGGAGGGUACCGGAAAAAAUGCACCAAGUUUCCAGGUUUUUCUGCAGGACAGUGUAAACACUUUGCUGUUUGAUAUCCUCUGUGUGACACAGAAGAAAGUCAGCCACAUCUCUAGAUGUGACCAAGGGUCAGUUGAGACACAAGAAGAUGAAACUUGUGUCGGAGAGACCGUUAGCACCAGGGUGAUCAGGGAUCCAUUCAGUCAGUUACAGUGCUUAGUUGGCAGUAGCCAGUCCACUAAUAUUGAGAAUCACACCACAGAUAAGCUUAGCAUGUUUCCAAAGAAGAAAUAUGUGCUUGAGGAAGGUGAUCUCAUUGUAUCUUCCUCCACAGUACACAGCAAAGAGCAACAGCAGCAGACAUCGUGCAGACAAACUCAGUCUAAAUCCACCUUCUUGCCUGCCAAGGAUUUCCCUGACCACCAUCAUGUCCAGCAGUACAGUGGUGCCACUAGAGAAGCUUUGAGUGAAAUCCCAGUUCAUAGCACUGAGAAGAGGGGACGAUUAGUGACAGGCAGUGACAGCAGACAGUCCUCCCUCUCCCCCCAAUCUUCCCUCAACUCUUGCAGUUCUCUGCUCUCCUUAAGAAUGGACUCAGAGUCCAGGACACCUAUUACUUGCUACGCUGAAGAUUUGGCUGCUACAGUGGUGUCGAUGGCCACAGAAUUAGCAGCCAUCUGCUUGGAGAACUCCACAGGGAAACAGCCCUGGUUUUGUGCCCUCAAAGGAACGUUUACAGAAGGGCCGGAAGCCUACUUGAUCCCUGCUUGUCGCACAGUACUCAGAAGGAAAGAGGGCCAGAACAGCAAUGCAACCUCCAAGAAACAUCGGGCACCGCGCCUCAGUGAAAUCAAGAGGAAAACUGAGGAGCAGCCAGAACUGAUGGAACGCCUUGUGAACCGGGUGGUGGAUGAGUCAGUCAACCCCGAUGAACCACAGGACCCAUUUGCCCUCUUUGCCUCUGAGGUCACGGCCAGGAUCAUGAACUGCCCUGAGCUUAAUGUAGUGGAUACCUCCAAAACAGGCCAGCCACGCAGCAGGUUGCAGUGUGAGAGGUGGAGCCGUGGGAAGGCGUCCAGUUACGAGAGUAUUCCAGAAGAAGAUACAGACCCCUCAGGCACACCCAACACCCUGGGCCCUGGCAGCCGGUUAGGUCAGAAUUUGAGUCGUGGUAGUUCCAUCUCUAAGCAGUCCAGUUGUGAGAGCAUCACAGAUGAGUUCUCACGGUUCAUGGUAAACCAGAUGGAGACGGAGGGCAGGGGCUUUGACCUUCUGCUGGACUACUAUGCAGGGAAAAAUGCAAGCAGCAUUCUAGCUGCAGCUGUGCAACAGGCUGCGUCAAAGAAAAAUGGUCACCUUAAUGUCAGGGCAUCAUCGUGCCUGUCCAAACAGUCGAGCACGGAGAGCAUCACAGAAGAGUUCUACAGGUUUAUGCUUCGGGAUAUGGACAAGGAAAACAAAGAGUAUGGCAUUGCCAAGACUAAAGAGUGGAGCAACAGCCUGUUCCCACCUUCUCCUAGAACACCCUUCUGUAUAAGACAGUCUUCUGUCCCAGACCGGCGCUCCUCAGACUCACGACUAACUGUCAGCUCGCCCAUUAAGGCCAACUCUUUUGAUGGAUUUGCCCGCAAUGUGCAUGGUGACUCGCUGAAUAUCUUCCCCACCAACUCAGUGUCAGCCACAGGACUGUGCAAGUCAGACACCUGCCUCUAUCAGAGGGGUAAGACUGACCAGAUUACUGAUAUGCUGAUUCAUGAUACCUGGACAAGCUCCAUUGAGUCCUUGAUGAGGAAGAACAAAAUUAUUGCUGAUCCACAGGACAGUAUUGAGCUGGAGGCUGCAGGAGACUCCCAGCCCCAUGUGCAGCAGUUUGCUAAUCGCUUGGCAGCUGACAUUGUAGAUAUCGGCAAGUCUGCACUCGGAAGCCAGCAAGAUGUAGCUGGGGGCAUGCCCGGGUCGCACCCACAGCCGCACAAACCUGUUGGCGAAAGAAGGAGGGGAUUCAAACAGUCUCAUUUAAGUUGCAUUCAGAGUAGGUCCAGCCAGGAGCAAGCUGGUCCUGGAGCAGGGGUUGGUAACAACCGUGCAUCCUGCGUGAGGGGUCCCAGAGAUGUUCCGCUGAUCCACAUUGAGGGAGCCCACAGAGAUGAAGAGUCUCUUUUAACCUCUGACAGGACAGGAGGAGGACCACAGGAAAUACCCCCAGACAUGUCAACUCCCAAGCGUACGGAGAGAUCUACAGCCAAUGGCAGCAGCAGUGAGAGGGACAGGCCAGCUGUGGCGGUGGCUGGAGUAGUGAAGAAAGACAAGCGUUCUAUGAGUGCUAGCAGUGAAGAGAGCAUGGGGAGCUGGUCCCAUAUAACCCCCGAGGAUGACCCCCACGAGGAGACCAGUAGUUUUAUCCAGCUGAGCGAGGGGAACGGGAACAGCAGCGCAUCCAGCCUAGGUCUGGCCGAUCUGGAUGCUUUUUCUGAUGCGCCCACUCAGAACACAGUAGUCAGUGUGGAGACAGAGACAGGCCACCCUGCAGGAACCAAGGAGAAUGUAUUUGAGAGCAGUUCAGCGAGGACAGCAGGCAGCAGCAGUAACCUCAGGGAGCUGUUGGUUGUAAACUGCGACCUUGAGCCCGACGGUGUGGACUUGGAGCUGAGGGUAGCUCUACAAUGGAUUGCUGCCUCUGAGCUGGGGCUUCCUGCUCUCUACUUCAGGAAGUCCAAAGUGAAGAGGGUUGCAAAGUUCCAGAGGGUGGUCCAUAUGAUGUCUCAGAAGUCGUGGCGGAUCGCGGACUUGUUCAGCGCCAUGGUUCAGUUCUGUAAGCUAAACGAGAAAGAGGAGCAAGAGGGCAGGUCUCUGUCUAGCCUGUUUGACUGGCUUUUGGAGGUCCUGUAGGAUGGUCUAGCUUCCUCAUACUACAAACAAAAACAACAGUGCUUACUCAUUCAGUCACAUUUCUUAACGUUUGUCCCAUACUGUCUCAUCCCAUCAUGUCUCUAAUGCAGUCGGCAUACUUUACAAUUUCAUUCAUUCACCCUUUCUAUAAACAUUGUUUUGUCUGUGCACAGCCAUGAUUCGACCAGUUUCCCUUUAAUAAAAGCAUCCUGUUUUCAGAUUCACCUCUCUAGCGAGACACGAGCAAACGCAAGCAGACUGUAUAUGGGCUGGGCAUUC
Monopterus albus (swamp eel) is the source of this 5468-nucleotide messenger RNA. It is a transcript of the gene sphkap, whose product is annotated as SPHK1 interactor, AKAP domain containing. The transcript has 12 exons. Gene Ontology annotation, molecular function: protein kinase A binding. NCBI's taxonomy places the organism in Eukaryota, Metazoa, Chordata, Actinopteri, Synbranchiformes, Synbranchidae. The record is from RefSeq and is a predicted model, not a curated record. Gene Ontology annotation, cellular component: cytoplasm; mitochondrion. The coding region runs from base 546 to 5189 and encodes 1547 amino acids.